UGUAAAAGUCAGGUGAGAAAGAAAUGAAAACGAGGCGUGAGACGCGGAAGUGCGUGUUAUAUUGGAGGACUAUGAGGUUGGUAUUUCAGGGGGAGGCUUGAAACGCAGAUAUGCGGAAGUGCUUCUGUACAUAGCUUAUAAACCGGUGAUGGAGAAGCUGAGGGACGUACAGCAGAUGGAGAGGAUCAUGGGUGCCGUGUUUUCUUAUGGGAACCUCGUGCACGCCGUGUCCGGGGCUGUGGGCAGUGUGACUGCAAUGACUCUAUUCUUCCCCCUGGAUACAGCUCGACUACGAUUACAAGUGGAUGAGAAGAGGAAAUCACGUUCCACACCAGCUGUACUAAUGGAAAUUAUCAAGGACGAAGGAAUCUUGGCGCCGUACCGAGGUUGGUUUCCAGUCAUCUCUAGUCUUUGCUUGUCAAACUUUGUCUAUUUCUACACAUUUAAUAGCUUGAAGGCUGUUUGGCUGAGGGGGAAGGCUUCAAGCACAGGAAAAGAUCUGAGCAUUGGUUUUGUUGCAGGGGUUGUAAACGUUCUGCUAACGACACCUCUGUGGGUUGUGAACACCCGGCUGAAAUUACAGGGGGCCAAGUUUAGAAAUGAGGACAUUGUGCCAACCACGUACACCGGAAUAGGGGACGCGUUUCGUAAAAUCCUACGUGAAGAGGGGCUCAUGGCAUUUUGGAAUGGCACCUUCCCAUCCCUGCUGCUUGUCUUCAACCCAGCCAUCCAGUUCAUGUUCUACGAAGGGUUAAAACGACACCUCCUGAGAGGGCAGACUGAGCUCUCUGCCCUGGAGAUCUUUGUGAUCGGUGCUAUUGCCAAAGCUAUUGCCACAACCUUAACGUAUCCACUACAGACGGUUCAGUCCAUACUAAGGUUUAGUAAAGUAAAUGUGAGCGUGGAGAAGAAGCGAUUUGCCAGUGUGCGUAACGUUGUGUACCUCCUGCAGCAGAGAGUAAGGCGCCUGGGGUUCCUGGGCUUGUACAAAGGCCUCGAGGCGAAGCUGCUGCAGACUAUCCUCACUGCUGCUCUCAUGUUCCUGGUUUACGAGAAGAUGUCUUCCUUUACUUUCAGAAUUAUGGGUCUGCAGAAGUCCUGAGGCCUUAAUUGGAGGUGGAGCUGUGACAUUUAGCACUUAAACUGUUAUUUUUAUAAAUCCUGAAAUAAAGCAACAAGUUUCAUUA
This is a messenger RNA of Bombina bombina (fire-bellied toad), 1187 nucleotides long. RefSeq names its product solute carrier family 25 member 17 (gene SLC25A17). Gene Ontology annotation, cellular component: peroxisomal membrane. Lineage: Eukaryota; Metazoa; Chordata; Amphibia; Anura; Bombinatoridae. The record is from RefSeq and is a predicted model, not a curated record. Gene Ontology annotation, molecular function: FMN transmembrane transporter activity; FAD transmembrane transporter activity; ATP transmembrane transporter activity. The transcript is spliced from 9 exons. The coding region runs from base 149 to 1102 and encodes 317 amino acids. Gene Ontology annotation, biological process: transmembrane transport.